UAUAUAUUCUAAUCGUCGUCUUUAUCCGCAGAAAACCCUAUUUUCCCCUUGCUCAAUCAAGCUCAGUGCCUCUUUUACGCGAAAGCUCAACCAACAAGACGAUGAUUAUCUCAGAGAACAAUCGCAGAGAGAUCUGCAAAUACCUUUUCAAAGAGGGAGUAUGCUUUGCUAAGAAGGAUUUCAAUCUCGCGAAGCAUCCGUUGAUUGAUGUACCAAACCUGCAAGUGAUUAAGCUCAUGCAGAGUUUUAAAUCCAAGGAGUAUGUUAGGGAGACAUUUGCGUGGAUGCAUUAUUAUUGGUUUCUGACUAAUGAAGGGAUUGAGUUCUUGAGAACUUAUCUUAACCUUCCAUCCGAUGUUGUUCCUGCUACUUUGAAGAAGUCUGCUAAGCCUGGUGGCCGUUCCUUUGGUGGUCCACAUGGUGAUCGCCCAAGACCACCUCGCUCUGAUGGAGACCGUUCCAGAUUUGGUGACCGUGAUGCUUACCGUGGAGGCCCACGAGGUGGUGAUGAAAAGGGUGGAGCUCCAGCUGAUUUCCAGCCGUCUUUCCAAGGAGGUGGUGGAAGGCCUGGUUUUGGCCGUGGUGCAGGCGGUUACAGUGCAGCAGCACCAUCUGGUUCAGGGUUCCCUUGAAAAAUUUGUUGUCAUCUUACAACUAUGGAAGGACAGUUUUGUUUUUUGUUCUAGUUUUGUUUGUGUAAUGCAAAUCCAGAAUCUAUAAUCUUCCUCACUUUGGUUUAAACGAACAAAUCCUGUAGUUUCAGGAAUAGUGUUGAAAUCCCCGUUUCUUACUCUGA
Arabidopsis lyrata subsp. lyrata is the source of this 796-nucleotide messenger RNA. Its product is annotated as 40S ribosomal protein S10-1. The transcript is spliced from 5 exons. Lineage: Eukaryota; Viridiplantae; Streptophyta; Magnoliopsida; Brassicales; Brassicaceae. Gene Ontology annotation, molecular function: structural constituent of ribosome; RNA binding. The record is from RefSeq and is a predicted model, not a curated record. The coding region runs from base 102 to 632 and encodes 176 amino acids. Gene Ontology annotation, cellular component: cytosolic small ribosomal subunit.